ACCCGGCUUCCUCUCAGAGCUUGCUCAUAUUUGAACCCUGCCUGCUUCACCUUCACGCCUCAACUUCUACAAAAAACACCAACAAUGACAUCUCAAGUCACACUGCUGCUCAUCUGCAUGCUUUUCUCCAAAGCACUGUCACUGACUUGUCAUCAGUGUCUGCCAUCAACGUCUGGAACAUGUACCAGUGAACUGAUAACCUGUUCAGAUCAGUGUCUCUCUACAACCACUGCUGUGUACAUGAGUGGUACAAAGGUUACAGAUGUUAAUAUUAAGACUUGCGGACUGCCAGAACUGUGUGCAAGCGGGAGCCUAAACCUGGGAACAGUAAAAGUGACCAGCAAUUCCAAAUGCUGCAGCACUAACCUCUGCAACACAGAAACACUACCAGCUCUUCCACAGCAGGCUCCCAACGGGCGAAUGUGUUACGCCUGUGACACUAACAGCUGCUCAGCAAAAGUGAGCUGUGAAGGAGAUGAAGAUCGCUGUAUCACUGCAUCAGUUCAACAAGGGAGCAACACUGUGUCCAUGAAAGGAUGUGUAUCCAAGAGCCUCUGCAUCGCGUCUGGAUCAUCAAGCGUACCAGGACUCGGCAUAUCGAAGGUGCAGUGCUGUGAGGGGAAUCUGUGUAACGGUGCUGAGAGCUUCACACUGAGUUUCCUCCUCAUGAUCGUCCCUCUGCUCUCCUCCAUCCUCUUCUACCGUCACACCUCAACUUCUACAAAAACACCAACAAUGAUGUCUCAGGUCACACUGCUGCUCAUCUGCAUGCUUUUCUCCAAAGUGCUGUCACUGACUUGUCAGAAUUGUGUGUCCUUAUUAUCUGGAACAUGUGAAAAGACAGUAUGUCCAGAUCAGUGUGCCACAGUGACCACUUCUGUGUACAAGAGUGGCACCAAGGUUCAGGAUUUUAAUAUAAAGUCUUGCAGCAUGGCAGACGAGUGUGUAAGUGGCAGCAUGAACCUGGGAGUGGUGAAAGUGAGAGUCAAUUCCAAAUGCUGCAGCACUGACCUCUGCAACACUGAAACACUGCCAGCUCUUCCACAGCAGGCUCCCAAUGGGAGAAUGUGUUACACCUGUGAUGCUAACAGCUGCUCAGGAACAGUGAGGUGUAGAGGAAAUGAAGAUCGCUGCAUCAGUGUAUCAGUUAAACAAAUAAGCAAAACUAUGUCUCUGAAAGGAUGUGUAUCCAAGAGUGUCUGCGCUGUGUCUAGCUCAACAAGUAUGGCAGGAAUCAGCAUAUCACAUUUGCAGUGCUGUGAGGGGAAUCUGUGUAACGGCGCUGAGAGCUUCACACUGAGUUUCCUCCUCAUGAUCAUCCCUCUGCUCUCCUCCAUCCUCUUCUGAGCUCUCUACUGAUGGAGCAGCUCAUUUUAUUGGUUUGCCUUACUGUUAACUGUGGUAUAGUGCCAUUCCAAGCAAAUGUAUCAGUCAUGUCUUUCACUAUUCUUUUUUUCGGAAAUCAAUGAAGAACUCAAAAAGACUUUAAACCGUGAGCAGCAAAAUACACACAAAUAUAGAAACUAUUAGUAAACUGAAUUUUUUAUUUUUAUUUUUUUUAAAUUGCAGC
Messenger RNA from Pangasianodon hypophthalmus (striped catfish), 1570 nucleotides. RefSeq names its product urokinase plasminogen activator surface receptor. The record is from RefSeq and is a predicted model, not a curated record. Lineage: Eukaryota; Metazoa; Chordata; Actinopteri; Siluriformes; Pangasiidae. The coding region runs from base 85 to 1347 and encodes 420 amino acids. The transcript has 10 exons.